AUGGGCUUCGUGUUAUCGGGUCUUUGGCCGGUGCGGAGUAAUGGAUCCCGAGCCUUUGGUCGGCACGAAACAGUCGGUCCCGGGUCUUUUGUCAGCACGAAACAGUUGCCUCUAAGACUCGCCGAGCAUGAGAAAUAUGACGGGGGUGAAAGCCUUGUCGAGAGACUUAUGCCUCCUCCCGUCCUGUUCGAGGAAGAAAUGAAGGUUUCCCGACAAAGGAAGGAACAUGCUAGUCGCUUUGUUAAAACAUACCAGGAGUCAACUGAUUACGACCCCAAUGAUGGUGAAAUUUCUCUUCAUAUGGAUGUCAUGGGCGACAUGAUGUCGUGUUCUGGAUCAUACCCAUCGACAAUCAUAGGGCUGACAUAUUGA
Vicia faba (fava bean) is the source of this 372-nucleotide messenger RNA. The record is from the annotation of a GenBank genome assembly. Lineage: Eukaryota; Viridiplantae; Streptophyta; Magnoliopsida; Fabales; Fabaceae.